Trypanosoma conorhini is the source of this 981-nucleotide messenger RNA. Its product is annotated as inosine-adenosine-guanosine-nucleoside hydrolase. Gene Ontology annotation, cellular component: cytosol. The transcript has a single exon. Lineage: Eukaryota; Euglenozoa; Kinetoplastea; Trypanosomatida; Trypanosomatidae. The record is from RefSeq and is a predicted model, not a curated record. Gene Ontology annotation, molecular function: purine nucleosidase activity. Gene Ontology annotation, biological process: purine nucleoside catabolic process. The coding region runs from base 1 to 981 and encodes 326 amino acids.
AUGCCAAGCAGCGUAAUUUUGGACCAUGACGGUGGCCACGAUGACCUGCUUGCCUUGGCACUCCUCCUUGCCCACCCAGAGAAGGUGCGGCUCAUUGGCUGCAUCUGUACCGAUGCGGAUUGUUUCGUGGAUGACGCAUUUAGCGUCACCGGGAAGGUUAUGAGCCUUGUUCACACUCGCGCAAAGGUGCCUCUCUUUCCCAUCGGUGUGUCCUCCUUUCGUGGCGUGAAUCCCUUCCCGUCGCUGUGGCGCAGCCAUGCAAAGAACAUGGAUGACUUGCCCUGCCUGAACCUCCCCGAGCACGUCGCGCUGUGGGACAAGGUGAAGGCCGAGAACAGGAAAUUGGUGGGUGAGCAGCUGCUCGCAGACCUGGUGAUGAAUUCACCGGAGAAGGUAACCAUCUGCGUGACGGGACCACUCUCCAACGUGGCGUGGUGUAUCGAGAAGUAUGGGAGUAAGUUUACGGAUAAGGUGAAAGAGUGCGUCAUCAUGGGCGGCGCUGUCGACGUUGGCGGUAACGUUUUCGAGUCCACCAGUGACGGCACGGCAGAGUGGAACAUUUACUGGGACCCACCAGCGGCGAAGGUGGUGCUUGCGUGUCCGCACAUGCGCAGUGUUCUUUUCUCACUUGAUUCGACGAACCACGUCCCUGUAACCUCGUCCCUUGUGCAGCGCUUCGGCUCCCAAAACGAGUGUCUCCUUUCGCAGUUUGCGGGGUCUGCCUGGGCCAUGUGUACGCACUAUGAACUUAUUCGCCCGGGCGAUGGCUACUACGCCUGGGAUGUGCUGACUGCCGCCUACGUGCUCGACCAUAACUUGGCGGAGGUUGAGCCGAUUGCAUUGGAGGUGGAGACAAACAAGACGAAGAGCGAGGGACGCACGUUUCGUUCCACGCAAGGAGGUCCUUGCACCUAUGUUGCCAAGCACGUCAAGGCAGACAUGUUUUAUGACAUGGUGCUCUCCAGUAUGCGCUGUUGCUAA